Cladocopium goreaui is the source of this 476-nucleotide messenger RNA. Lineage: Eukaryota; Dinophyceae; Suessiales; Symbiodiniaceae. The record is from the annotation of a GenBank genome assembly.
GCCAGCGAACUUUUAGUGGCCUGUUGGGUGGCUUUGGCGAUGCAAGCGAUAUGAUUGGAGAUGUGCCAAACAAGAGGGAUGCACAGCUGGCUGAGGUCUUGGGUUUUGUGAAGAAAGGACGGAUGGAUCGUGCCCUUCAACUGGCUGCACCCUUGGCUGAAGCUGUCGAUGCUGCACCAGCGCAGUUCUUGGCAGAGCAGUGUUCACAGCGUGCAGCAGCAGCCUAUUGCAACAGCAAAGAGGCUCAGGAGAUGGCUGUGCAGCUGGUGGUGGCUGGAACUACCUUCGACAUACCAGGUCGGGACGUGAAUUUAAUUCGUCCACGGCAACUGGUGGAGGGCUUUUGGCUCCGCAAGGUGAGUGAUGUCUACGACAUGGCAGAUGGCUGCAGGCGCUUGGCCAAAGCUGCCUUGGCGCUGGGCGGCGAGGCAUUGGCGCCGUGCACCUUGGAUUGUGUGCAUUUGCGCAGUUUUUGA